GUUACGGAUUGUUUUUCUCCUGGCGAUCCUUCCUUUGAAACUUACAAAGAAAGUGUUGGAUUUCCCCUUGUUCGAACUGAGGAAUUGCAGACCGCCUCUGGGGAGCCGGAUCUGACCCACCCCCUGUCCCCUUCUGGUACCAAAGUGCUUACUCCACUCCAAAGUGCCAUGUCAGAACUGCUACCGGGAAGAAGGGGCUCUUGAGACGUGCCCACACCUUUGCACCUGCCUUGCGCUUCCCCUUUCUUGGCCGUCUUCCCCGGCCGAAGCAGCACCGAGGAAGCACCCCGUGGAUGUCCUCCGUGGAAAUUGGUUACCCGAGGCCGGAUUCGGGGGAGGAAUAUUAGACUUGGAGGAGUCUGCGCGCUUUUCUCCUCUCGCGCCUCUCGGUCGCUGCUAGUUCACUGCUCUGUCCCUGAGCUCGCUCCCUCACCCCACCCACUUCCUGUGCUCGCCCGGGGGGUGUGUGCCUUGCAGCUGCCGGAGUUCUGGGAAGUUGUGGCUGUCGAGGAUGGGGGUCUGUGGGUACCUGUUCCUGCCCUGGAAGUGCCUCGUGGUCGUGUCUCUCAGGCUGCUGUUCCUUGUACCCACAGGAGUGCCCGUGCGCAGCGGAGAUGCCACCUUCCCCAAAGCUAUGGACAACGUGACGGUCCGGCAGGGGGAGAGCGCCACCCUCAGGUGCACAAUUGACAACCGGGUCACCCGGGUGGCCUGGCUAAACCGCAGCACCAUCCUCUACGCUGGGAAUGACAAGUGGUGCCUGGACCCACGUGUGGUCCUCCUGAGCAACACCCAAACCCAGUACAGCAUCGAGAUCCAGAACGUGGAUGUGUAUGACGAGGGCCCAUACACGUGCUCUGUGCAGACGGACAACCACCCAAAGACCUCAAGGGUCCACCUCAUUGUGCAAGUAUCUCCCAAAAUUGUAGAGAUUUCUUCAGAUAUCUCCAUUAAUGAAGGGAAUAAUAUCAGCCUCACCUGCAUAGCAACGGGUAGACCAGAGCCUACAGUUACCUGGAGACACAUCUCCCCAAAAGCUAUGGGCUUUGUGAGUGAAGACGAAUACCUGGAAAUCCAGGGCAUCACACGGGAGCAGUCGGGGGACUAUGAGUGCAGUGCCUCGAAUGAUGUGGCUGCACCAGUGGUCCGGAGAGUCAAGGUCACCGUGAACUAUCCACCAUACAUUUCAGAAGCUAAGGGGACAGGCGUCCCCGUGGGACAGAAGGGGACUCUGCAGUGUGAGGCCUCAGCAGUUCCCUCAGCAGAAUUCCAGUGGUACAAGGAUGACAAAAGACUGGUUGAAGGAAAGAAGGGAGUCAAAGUGGAAAACAGACCUUUUCUCUCAAAACUCAUCUUCUUCAAUGUGUCUGAACAUGACUAUGGGAACUACACCUGUGUGGCCUCCAAUAAGUUGGGCCAUACCAAUGCCAGCAUCACACUAUUUGAACUAAAUGAGCCUACAAGCUCAACUUUGUUGCAAGAAGUGACAACUACAGCUCUGACCCCUUGGAAAGGCCCAGGCGCAGUCAGUGAAGUGAACAACGGGACAUCGAGGAGGGCAGGCUGCAUCUGGCUGCUACCUCUUCUGGUCUUGCACCUACUCCUCAAGUUUUGAUGUGAAUGCCACUUCCCCCACUGGGGAGAAGCUGCCGCUGCCACCACCAACCCAACAGCAACUGGCAACUCCGACAGCAGCAAGAGCAUCCCCGUUUCUUAUGAGAUCUAAUCCAACAAAAUUCAGAGAAACAGAGCCUAAUGGGACACAAAUUCGAGGGAGGGGAACAAAGAAUAAUUUUGGCAAAACACAUUUCAAAGGGAAAUUGAAAAUCGCCUUGCAGGUCUUGCAGAUCAGUAUGCACAGCUGAGUUUUCUUCCUUUGCCCAAACGGAAAGAAUGUGCACCCUGCUCUGGACCCACCCGCAGCUGCAUCAUGACCUGUUUGUUACCAGGGUGGGCAGGGCUCAGCCACUCCGCCCACUGACGCACCCCAAGCAAGGAAAAUUCUGGAGUCGGCUGUUCCCAAUUCCAUAGAGAUGAACGCAUAAGGAGUCCUGCGGACCCAGAUGUGCCCCUGUGGCCCCGUUCAUAGACUGUGCCACUGUUGUGUGUGUUACAAAAUGCAAAAUUAAAGAAAAAAAAUAAAAAGGAGACUAAACAAGACAGCCUGACAGCUACAACAAUCCCACAAUCAACAGUCACAAAAAAAAAAAAAAUUGUUACACUUUUUUUGUUUGUUUGUUUUCAUUUUACUACAUGGACAUCAUGGAUAAUAAGGGAUUCUGGUUCAUUAUUAAUUUUAUUAAUUAUAUUUUCUGAUAUGAGUCUAGAAUUUAGUGCAAAAACAAGACAAGACUAAAAACAUACACAUAUGAAAGGUGAAGAGAAGUAUGUUUGUUAAACGUUAAAAAUAGUGUACUUCUAAACUAGGUUUACAACUGGUGGACCACCAGGCAUUAACCACCUGGUAAGGAUAUGUCAAA
Messenger RNA from Prionailurus viverrinus (fishing cat), 2480 nucleotides. RefSeq names its product neurotrimin (gene NTM). Gene Ontology annotation, cellular component: neuron projection. NCBI's taxonomy places the organism in Eukaryota, Metazoa, Chordata, Mammalia, Carnivora, Felidae. Bases 512 to 1615 code for a protein of 367 amino acids. The record is from RefSeq and is a predicted model, not a curated record. The transcript is spliced from 9 exons.